AUGUCAUCGACUGCGUCCAAACUUUGCUCAUUCUCGACGUCCUCCACUUCCUCUAUCAUCUCUACACCCGCCAGGAUCGCAUCUCGCGCCAGUAUAUCACGCGCCUCGUUCUCCAAACCUUCAUUGUCCUCCUUUUCCACCGCACGACUCACGCCCCGCAACAGUCGCACCAUCCGCCGCGCUGGCCUCGGAUUAUGUGUUGGCGCAACACUCGGUCUGGGCGCCGGAUCACCGGUUAUCCAGUCGCUCCGACCGCAAAUAAUGUACUGCGACAAUGGAUUUGAAGCAUUCGAGACAAAGGUCGGGUUGAAAACGACAAAAGAGCUGGAUAGGGAAAUUGAAAGCGGACGAGAAAAGUAUACGUAUGAGAAGGAUGCGAAAGCGCCGGUGGUGGGGAGCGAAACCAAUAAAGGGGUGUUGAUCAGACAGUUGAGUGCUGGGAGUGUUUUGGGUCUCCUCUGCGGCGUGGCAGUCAGCGUUUUCUCCAAGACUCUCGCAUUGGUAUUCGGCCUAGCCGUAGUCAUUGUUCAGGCCGCCGCAUCUGGAGGCGUCCAUCUCAUUCCCUACCGGCGCUUGCAACGCUACGUCCAGCGCGUCGAUAUUCGCUCGGUGCUCUACGACAAUAUCAUUUUUAAAUUGUCUUUUGGCACGACAUUUGCCUUGGCUGCGUUUGCUGAUUUCAGCUAA
Molecule: messenger RNA, 687 nt
Organism: Xylona heveae TC161
Lineage: Eukaryota; Fungi; Ascomycota; Xylonomycetes; Xylonales; Xylonaceae
Exons: 3
Coding region: 1-687 (228 amino acids)
Source: RefSeq, a predicted model, not a curated record